This is a messenger RNA of Botrytis cinerea B05.10, 588 nucleotides long. RefSeq lists its product as hypothetical. Bases 1 to 588 code for a protein of 195 amino acids. Lineage: Eukaryota; Fungi; Ascomycota; Leotiomycetes; Helotiales; Sclerotiniaceae. The record is from RefSeq and is a predicted model, not a curated record. The transcript is spliced from 2 exons.
AUGAUUCCAAUUUACGAUCCCAAAGUCUACGUACCACUCAAGGGUUCGUCUAUGGCAGCCAAGUAUAUGUAUCGUCCCAGAGAUCCUAACAAGAUCAUGACCAGAUUCGAUCCGAAGUUAAAGCUUUCUGAUUCUAAAAUUUGGUUCAUAUAUAAUGAGAUCCACAGUUUACCUCUAAAAGAAGUCGGAAAACAAAUAUUCUUUCGGCUGGUUACCAACCGGAUUCACGAUCAAGACAUGGCGAAACGUAUUAACCAUUUUGCUACCGAAGACGAAAAUCAAUCUUGGGAGGAUAAGAGACGAAUGAAUAAUCAGCGAUUCCAUGAAAUCAUUACGAUUGCAGAGAGUUUAGAGCUAAGCACUCGUCAUACUACAACCCCUUUCUAUGCAUCAGUUGCUUUAAUGCAUCUAUCUUGGUUUGAUGAAAUCGGAUGGGAGUGGAUGUUUCCAACAGAUCCUGGAUGUAUGGAUGUGUCUCAUGUGAACAGUCACAAUUUUCUUCCUACACCAGAGCAUGAAGCUGAACAGGAAGCUAUGGGGGAUGAUCCAGAGUCUGUUCUUACCCUUCCCGCAAAUCGAAAACGUUGA